Messenger RNA from Mercurialis annua (annual mercury), 1236 nucleotides. RefSeq names its product senescence-specific cysteine protease SAG39-like. The record is from RefSeq and is a predicted model, not a curated record. NCBI's taxonomy places the organism in Eukaryota, Viridiplantae, Streptophyta, Magnoliopsida, Malpighiales, Euphorbiaceae. Bases 59 to 1075 code for a protein of 338 amino acids. The transcript is spliced from 2 exons. Gene Ontology annotation, cellular component: lysosome. Gene Ontology annotation, molecular function: cysteine-type endopeptidase activity.
AUUAUCACAGUAAACUCAAAAUAAUUUAAUAAAAUCAUUUCCCUUAGCUUCUACUAAAAUGGCUUCACUGCAAUUUUUUUCGAUUGCCCUCUUAUUCAUUUUCGCUAAUCAAAUAGUGUGUCGGGAGCUUCAUGAGUUGACAAUGGCAGACAGGCACAAACAAUGGCUUGCGGAGUACGAAAAGUCUUAUAGGAAUGAAGAAGAGAAAUUAAAAAGGUUCCAGAUAUUCAAGAACAAUGUUGAGUUCAUUGAGAAAUUUAAUAAUGCUGGUGAGGAAUCAUAUAAGCUUGGGAUUAAUCAGUUUGCUGAUUUAACCAAUGAAGAGUUUAGAGCUUUUUGGACUGCUUAUAAGAAACCUGCAGUUGGUGGUUCAUUAAUGGCGGCAACACCGUUUAAGUAUGAAAAUGUUACCGAUCCACCUUCUGCCAUAGACUGGACGCAAAAGCAUGCUGUUACUAGUGUUAAAGAUCAAGGAACAUGCGGGAGUUGCUGGGCUUUCUCCGCCGUCGGAGCAACCGAAGGACUUCGCAAAAUCACAAAAAAUGAUUUAACAUCUCUAUCAGUACAAGAGCUUGUAGAUUGCGACAUAAAAGGCGAAGACAAAGGUUGUGAGGGUGGUUCAAUGGAGGACGCUUUCAAGUUCGUCAUAAACAACCGCGGAAUCACUAGUGACCUAAAAUACCCAUACAAAGGAGCCGACCAAAAAUGCGACCCCAAAAAGGUAACUUCACGCAUAGCAACCAUCACUGGAUACGAAAAAGUUCCAGCAAACAGCGAAGAAGAUUUGAUGAAAGCGGUGGCUAAUCAACCAGUGGCUGUCGCGAUUGACGCUGGUUCAACAUCCUUUCAGUUCUACUCCACCGGUGUUUAUAGAGGAACUUGUGGAACUAAUGUAAAUCAUGGAGUUUUAGCUGUCGGAUAUGGCCACAGUAAUACCGCGACAAAGUAUUGGCUGGUAAAGAAUUCUUGGGGAAAGAAAUGGGGAGAGAAAGGAUUCGUGAGAAUGGAGAGAAAUGUAGAGUCUAAAGAAGGUCUCUGUGGUAUAGCCACAGAUUGCUCAUAUCCAGUAGCUUAGUUUUGUUCAUUUAUUAUUAGCGUUUUAGCUAUAAGUUAUUGAUUUUUAAUGAUAUAGUUCGGUUCAAUUUAGCAAUAAUUGUUUUUAGUCUAUUGAUAACUGAGAAUGCGAUAAAAUUUAUUUACUUUUCAAUAUAAAUAUAUAUACCUAUUAGCUUAUAA